GUGAUAUAUAAUGCUGGUGGUGUGAUAAAUAAUGCCGAUGGUGUGAUCAAUUAAACUGAUGGUGUGAUGAAUUAAACUGAUCGUGUAAUGAAUAAUGACGAUGGUGUGAUACAUGAUGCUUGUAGUGUGAUGGAUAGUACUGAUGGUGUGAUUUAAUAAUACUGAUGGGGCAUGCUGUUGGUGGAAUGGAUUUUGCUGAUGAUGUGACAAGUAUGAAUAAUGAAACUUCUGGUAGAAAUAUUGUUGGUUUUCAGAGACCACCAAGUGGCCAUAAUGAAGAACAUAUUUGUGAUAUAUGCUAUAAAAUGUUCAAAUGGAGGUCCAAGCUUGUGGAACAUUACAGAAUUCAUACUGGAGAAAAGAACUUCAAAUGUAAUGUUUGUUUUAAAACAUUUAUGCACAAGUCUUAUCUUACAAAACACUUUAAAAUUCACACGGGAGAAAAAAACAUCAAAUGCCAUAUUUGUUCUAAAACAUUUAUGCACAAGUCUUAUCUUACAAAACACUCUAAAAUUCAUACUUGAGAAAAAAAAACUUUAAAUGUGAUGUUUGUUUUAAAACAUUUAUGCACAAGUCUUACCUUACAAUACACUCUAAAAUUCAUACUGGAGAAAAAACUUCAAAUGUGAUGUUUGUUCUAAAUUAUUUGCAGAUAAGUCUAAUCUUAAUGCACACUAUAGAAUUCAUACUGGAGAAAAGCAUUUCAAAUGUAGUGUUUGUUCUAAAGCAUUCAUGCACAAACAUUGUCUUACAAAACACUUUAAAAUUAACACGGGAGAAAAAAACUUCAGAUGCAAUAUUUGUUCUAAAACAUUUACGUACAAGUCUAAUCUUUCAAAACACUUUAAAAUUCAUACAGGAGAAAAAAACUUUAAAUGUGAUGUUUGCUCUAAUUUAUUUGCAGAUAGGUUUAAUCUUAACUCACAUAAUAGAAUUCAUACUUGAGAAAAGAAUUUCAAGUGUGAUGUUUGUUCUAAACUGUGUAUGCACAAUUCUAUCUAAACAUACAUUAUAUAAUUCAUACUUGAGAAAAAUACCUGUGUUUUGUUUCUUCUAAAACAUUUGUGUGAACGUCUUCUCUUAAUAAAAUUCAUACUGAAGAAAUGAA
Messenger RNA from Owenia fusiformis, 1108 nucleotides. The record is from the annotation of a GenBank genome assembly. Lineage: Eukaryota; Metazoa; Annelida; Polychaeta; Sabellida; Oweniidae.